Molecule: messenger RNA, 2467 nt
Organism: Pogoniulus pusillus (Red-fronted tinkerbird)
Lineage: Eukaryota; Metazoa; Chordata; Aves; Piciformes; Lybiidae
Gene: ASCL1
Product: achaete-scute family bHLH transcription factor 1
Biological process (GO): developmental process; regulation of transcription by RNA polymerase II
Molecular function (GO): protein dimerization activity; RNA polymerase II transcription regulatory region sequence-specific DNA binding; DNA-binding transcription factor activity, RNA polymerase II-specific
Source: RefSeq, a predicted model, not a curated record
GGUGCGGAGUGGGAGUGCGUGCCUCUCUGUGUGCGGUGUGCCUCCCCCCGCGCUGAAAAGGCGGCGGCGCUCCGUGGCCGGUAAAGCCGAGGAGCGUGGAAGACGCAAGGUGCAGUGUGUGUGUGUGUGUGGGUGUGUGUGUCAGAGUGCGCGGAGGGGCUGCGGGGGUAGAGCGGUGCGUGUGUGUGUCUGUGUGUGUGUGUAGACGAGGGGGGGCGAGCCCCGGCCGCCCCUUAUAAGAGACACAAUCCCCAGCCACUUUUUUGCAAAAGGGGCUUUGCAAAGCAGGCUGCGCACACGCGAGCGCCACGAGCCUCCCCGCGGCAGACGCACGGAGGGUGAAGGGGAGGGGGGCGGGCAGCGCCUCCCGCCAGCGCCGGCUGCUCCAGCGCCCGCCCGGUUCCGCCGCCCGCUGCCUUUGGUCGCAGCAGCCCCUCUGCCCCUGCCAUCCCUUGCCUGUCUCUUUGGGUUUUUUUAAGCGAACGACUCAAAUUCUUCCACCGUCCCCCUUCCCCCCUUCCUCAGUCUUCUCACAGUUUUUUUGGUGGUGAGUGGACAGGGACCGGCCGCCGAUCGGGCGCCCUCUCCUCGAAGGACGCUCCCGCGCCUAUGGCCAGCGGCAGCCCUGCCAGGAUGGCCAGCAGCGCCGGGCAGCAGCCGCCCUUCCUGCAGCCGGCGUGCUUCUUCGCCGCGGCGGUGGCCGCCGCCGCCGCCGCAGCCGCUCCUCCCGGCCCGCCGCCGGGGGCGCCGCCGCCGCAACUGAGCCCUGCGAGCGGGCAGCCGUCUCCAGGCGGCAAGACCUCUGUUCCGCGGACCGCCAAGCGGCAGCGCUCAGCCUCGCCGGAGCUGAUGCGCUGCAAGCGGCGACUCAACUUCAGCGGCUUCGGUUACAGCCUGCCGCAGCAGCAGCCAGCGGCCGUGGCGCGGCGCAACGAGCGCGAACGGAACCGGGUGAAGCUGGUGAAUCUGGGCUUCGCCACUCUGCGGGAGCACGUCCCCAACGGCGCCGCCAACAAGAAGAUGAGCAAAGUGGAGACUCUCCGCUCCGCCGUCGAGUACAUCCGCGCCCUUCAGCAACUACUUGAUGAGCACGAUGCCGUCAGUGCCGCCUCAGGCCGGGUGUUCUCUCUCCACCAUCUCACCAGCUACUCGCACGAUAUGAACUCCAUGGCGGGCUCCCCCGUCUCCUCCUACUCCUCCGACGAAGGCUCCUACGAUCCUCUCAGCCCCGAGGAGCAGGAGCUGCUCGACUUCACUAGCUGGUUCUGAGCGCCGGAGGCCCCUGCAGAAGGACAGUUGGAAAAGGGAAAAACAAACAAACAAACACAAUCACUCAUAAAAAAGACAGACAAAAAUCCACACAGAAAGAGAACCUGUUGCAUGUCCCCAUUCCCCGCCGUCGGAGGGCGGUGCGGGCACGUCUCUUGGCGGGCGAGCACAGCGUAGCGCCGCGGGGGCGGUCGAGGCAGCCACCCCUAGGCCCGGAGCCUGGCCGGCCUUUGCACUUCGUCGCGCCGCCACGGACUGCGCCUCGGCGGAGCAGGUGUCCCGCGGGGAAGCCGCUGCAGCCUCGGCCCCGGAUUGCCGUGGGGCAGGACGCUGCGCUCCUGGGCCUGGGGAGGAGCCGUUUCUCACCCUCCCCUCCAAGGCACAGCGGCAUCCACCCCCUCCGCACCCCGCCGCCACAACGACCCUUCGGAGACUGGCGUUCAUCAUUCUGUGGACAAAGUUAGUUCCCCGAUGUUUGUGGAGAUGUUGAAAUUAAACUAUGCUGUACUCAAAGAAGCCCCUGCUGCCCCGCCACCCCCUCUUUCCAGUGCCUCUUCCUCCCGUUGCUCCAAGCUCCUCUAGUUUCCAUCAUAGAAUGCUUCCAAUCUUUUUGUGAUUUUUUUAAUUAUAAAAAAUCUAUUUGUAUCUAUCUUAACCCAUUUUGGGGAUAUAUUAAGCUAUUUUUGUACAUAAGAGAGAGAGAUUUAUAGAGGUUUUGUACAAAUGGUUUAAAAUGUGUAUAUCUUGAUACUUUUUUAAUAUGUAAUGCUUAUUACCUCCUCAUGUUUAAACUUGUAGUCAAUGUUACCUUACAACUGCCAUUUUUGUAUGUGGUUUUGUAAAGGACUUGGAUUUCCUCCAGAUGUACUUUAGCACCAAUGUGUCUUACUUUAUAGAAACUUCGUUAAUGUAUUAAUAAUGUUAUUAAACUAUGUUCAAAGUGAACAAAGUUUAUGCAGCUGUUGUCCAAACGCAAAGUGGUAGCCAUUUGUUUUUAUAUACUGCCUUUUAGUGGGUAAACAAAACAAACAAAAAAAAGAAAAGAAAAAGAAAACCCCCCCACAAAUAAACAAACAAACAAAAAAAGAAUCCCUAUGCCACUGCCUUUUCUUACUGUUUUAUUACAAAGGUACAAAGGUCCUGUAUAACCCUGUUUUAUACAAACUAGUUUUCAUAAUAAAACUUUUUUUAAUUAAAA